UUUCAUUCAACCCAAAAACCGUAGGAAUCGUUUUUGUAGGAGAGAGUCGUUCGGUCGACUUGUCUUGCAUAUAAAACUUUCCACCCACUUUUCAAAAUGCGGGAAGCUAUCUGCAUCCACAUCGGUCAGGCCGGUGUCCAGAUCGGUAAUGCGUGCUGGGAGUUGUUCUGCUUGGAGCACGGUACUUCAUUUUGUUGUUUUUCAGCUGAUGUUUUUUUGGCGCUAUCAUCAUCAUGUAAAUCAACAGUUGUUGAGGCAGUUUUCACUGCCAUGUUUGUAACACUAAAAAUCGUGUUGCGCGAUGAAUUUCGAUACCAUUUCCAUUGAAUCUCCAGGUAUCCAGCCGGAUGGUCAGAUGCCGUCCGACAAGACCAUCGGGGGUGGCGAUGAUGCCUUCAACACCUUCUUUUCGGAGACUGGUGCUGGCAAGCACGUCCCCCGCUGCGUCUUCGUCGAUCUGGAGCCCACCGUGAUCGAUGAGGUCCGCACCGGUACCUACCGUCAGUUGUUCCACCCGGAACAGCUGAUCUCCGGUAAGGAGGAUGCCGCGAACAACUUCGCCCGUGGUCACUACACCAUCGGUAAGGAGAUCGUCGACUUGUGCUUGGACCGCAUCCGUAAGUUGGCCGACAACUGUACCGGUCUCCAGGGCUUCCUGAUCUACCACGCCGUCGGUGGUGGUACCGGUUCCGGUUUGGGCUGCCUGAUGAUGGAGCGUCUGUCCGUCGAUUACGGUAAGAAGUCCAAGAUCUCCUUCACCGUGUGGUGCUGCCCCCAGGUCUCCACCGCGGUCGUCGAGCCGUACAACACCGUGCUGUGCGUCCACUCCUUGUUGGAGCACACCGAUGUCACCAACCAGGUCGACAACGAGGCCCUGUACGAUAUCUGCCGCCGCAACUUGGACAUCGAGCGCCCGACCUACACCAACUUGAACCGCCUGGUCGCUCAGAUCAUCUCGUCCCUGACCGCCUCCCUCCGUUUCGACGGUACUAAUACGCUAUUUGAAUACUUUUUGCUAGAAGCGAGUAGCUGAUGAACAGUGCUCCGUACUUAUUCAUCGAGCAGUGCUCCGUACUUGCUGAUGUAUUCAUCGAGCAGGCGGUCUGGCUACGUAACAAGUAAGUUCAUUCAAGUUCAUUUAUAAUCACUGAUCAAUGACGAUAUUCUGUAUUCACAGGUGCGUUGAACGUCGAUGUGACGGAGUUCCAGACCAACUUGGUGCCGUACCCGCGUAUCCACUUUAUGUUGACCUCGUACGCGCCGAUCAUCUCCGCGGAGAAGGCCUACCACGAACAGCUGUCCGUGGCCGAGCUGACCAACAGCGUGUUCGAGCCGGCGUCCAUGAUGGUCAAGUGCGACCCGCGUCACGGUAAGUACAUGGCCUGCUGCCUGAUGUACCGUGGUGAUGUCGUCCCGAAGGAUGUCAACGCGUCCGUCGCCACCAUCAAGACCAAGCGCACCAUCCAGUUUGUCGACUGGUCCCCGACGGGCUUCAAGUGCGGUAUCAACUACCAGCCGCCCACCGUCGUCCCGGGUGGUGACUUGGCCAAGGUCAUGCGCGCUGUGUGCAUGAUCUCCAACUCCACCGCCAUCGCGGAGGUGUUCUCCCGCAUCGACCACAAGUUCGAUUUGAUGUACUCCAAGCGUGCCUUCGUCCACUGGUACGUCGGUGAGGGUAUGGAAGAAGGUGAGUUCUCCGAGGCCCGUGAGGAUUUGGCCGCCCUGGAGAAGGAUUACGAAGAGGUCGGUAUCGAGACCGCCGAGGGUGAAGGUGAGGAAGAGGGAUACGGUGACGAGUUCUAAGUCGCCUGAAGGACUUCUUCAGUUGUUGUCGAAGAUAGUCUUUUUCCUCUCCACCUUCGGGUGAGGGCUAAAUAAAAAGAUUGUUUAGUCUUUGCAUGGAAACUGCAGUUCGACAAUAUCAAAUUUUUCGGUUUAGAUCAGCAUCUUCGAAAAUAUGGUCUGUGAAUGACCAAUAUCCACCGAUGUAGUUAUGAUAUUCAGCGAGGCGACUCUUGGAUGUUAUAAUGCUUUAACCAUCCGACUGGAUUGGCAUUCCUUUCCAUGGAGCUGAAUCUGUAAACCGUAGUAAGGAACUGAUCAAUGUGUCAGACAGAAAGU
Messenger RNA from Amoebophrya sp. A120, 2121 nucleotides. NCBI's taxonomy places the organism in Eukaryota, Dinophyceae, Syndiniales, Amoebophryaceae. The record is from the annotation of a GenBank genome assembly.